CCGCGGGUGCGGCAGCGGGGCCGGCCGGGCUCACGGCUCCUCCCGCCGGAGCGCUGCCGGGCCGGGCCGGGGGCGGAGGAGGCGGGGAAGGGGGGAGCCGCUGCCGUCACCGAGGCUCCCGGCUCACUCUGCUCGUCGCCGCGGCAGCCCCAGCCCCGCUCCCACCCCCUCGCCUGCCCCCACCCUCCUUUCCUUUCUCUCGCUUUCUCGGCGAGAGCACUGUGCCUCCCUUCCCAGAUGGCAGCCGGCAGCGCCAUGCAGCCUCUCGUUCCUCCUCCUCCUCUCCCUCCUCUCCGACUCUAAGUUAAUGCCAUGCUGCCGCUGCUCUUCCCGGCACUGCUGGCCGCCUGCCUGCCGCCCUGCCAGGCCUGGAGCCCCUCGGCGGCUGCCAGCGGUCAGGAGGAGCAGGAGCAGGAGCUCUUCUUGCCCCCUGCCAACUCCUCCUCCCGCUCCUUGGCCAGCCUCGAGAUGGACCUCGACGGCGCAGCGAGCAAGGAGGAAGGGAGCACCGACAGCCCGGGCACGCCGGCUGCCCCUAGCCAAGAACCUUUCUCUUCCACUCCCACCUCCCCCGGACAGCAGCAGCAGCGGGAGCAGCAGGAACAGCAGCAGCGUCCCCAGCCGCAGGGGCAGCCGCAGCCCGCCGAGGACCCGCACUGCAACAUCAGCGUGCAGCGGCAGAUGCUGAGCUCGCUGCUGGUGCGCUGGAGCCGCCCGCUGGGCAUCCAGUGCGACCUCUUGCUCUUCUCCACCAACAGCCACGGGCGGGCCUUCUUCUCCGCCGCCUUUCACCGCGUGGGGCCGCCGCUGCUCAUCGAGCACCUGGGGCUGGCGGCCGGCGGCGCUCAGCAGGACUUGCGCCUCUGCGUGGGCUGUAGCUGGGUGCGGGGCAGGCGGGUCGGGCGCCUGCGGGGCACCGCGCCCCAGCCCGCUGCCGCCGCUGCCUCCUCCUCCUCCUCCUCGCUGUCCUACCCGCCGGCGGCGGAGCCUGGCCAGUACUGGCUGCAAGGGGAGCCGCUGAAUUUCUGCUGCCUGGAUUUCAGCCUGGAGGAGCUAAAGGGCGAGCCGGGCUGGCGAAUGAACCGCAAGCCCAUCGAGUCCACCUUGGUGGCGUGUUUUAUGACUCUGGUCAUCAUCGUGUGGAGCGUGGCCGCCCUCAUCUGGCCCGUGCCCAUCAUCGCCGGAUUCCUGCCCAACGGGAUGGAGCAGCGCCGCGGCACCACCGCCGGCACCACCACCACCGCCACCGCCGCCAAAUAGCCUAUCCCGGUGACCCCCCUUCUCUUCGUCGUGUGCUGUGGAGGGACGCGGGACGGACUCUGUCGUGUGUUUGUUGUUUAAAGCGUGCCACAGGUGCGCAGCGGGCCGCGGGGCCGCCUUAGCGCCCUCCCGGCCCUGCCCGGCUCCGAGGGGAGCGGCCCCGAGGGGACCUGUGUGCGCGUUUUAUAUCUUUAAUACCCGUUUUAAACGAACCUUUUGGUAAAAAAAAAAAAAAAAAAAAAAAAAAGAAAAAAAAAGGAAAAAAGAAAAAAGGAAAGGAAAAGUCCACCCAAAAAAUCAAAGGAGGAACUCAGAGAACCUCCUAUUUGGCCAUAUUUAUUGUCAUCGCAGUAGCAUUUUCGUAUAGGAUACAGUUUGAGUGGGUUUUUCCUUUAUGGACAGAAAGGGACAUCUCUCUGGGCAGGAUGGAGAACUGAAGCGAUAUAUAUAUUGUUAUUGCUGAAGCUGAACUUUAAUGAAUCUUUUACACUGUAUUUACCAGUUGAGAUAGUGUGUAUUUAUUAUUGUAGCUCUGCGUUAUUUGGCUUUUAAUACAGAGACUUUCUUUCUGGA
Corapipo altera (White-ruffed manakin) is the source of this 1833-nucleotide messenger RNA. RefSeq names its product transmembrane protein 158 (gene TMEM158). The transcript has a single exon. Gene Ontology annotation, molecular function: peptide binding. The coding region runs from base 313 to 1260 and encodes 315 amino acids. The record is from RefSeq and is a predicted model, not a curated record. Lineage: Eukaryota; Metazoa; Chordata; Aves; Passeriformes; Pipridae.